AUAUUAUUUGGGACGAAAAGAAUGAAAAAGAAAAUAUUGCGAUCGGUGUAAGAUAUUUUUGUAAUGGUACAGUGCGUGAGGCUUUUAUUGCACCAAAAGGUGAAGUCAUACUUUGUGGUGGAGCUAUUAAUAUAGUAAACUGUCUUGAAUUACUUUUUCUAAAGAUAUUGAUGCUUUCUGGUAUUGGACCGAAAGAAAAUCUUGAAGAAAAUAAUAUAAAAAUGCGUAAAGAUCUGCCAGUUGGAAGAAAUUUGCGGGAUCAUCCAAACUGUAUAUUUACUGCAAAAACAAAUCCAGAUGAAAUUCAUCAUUGGAGUAAUGGAUGUGAAAUUGGGAUAAUACAUAAAGCUAACGUUGAAGGAAAGAUUCCUUGCAAAGAAGACUUUUUUGACGAGAAUCCGGAUAUGCAGAUUAUUGUGACUCCAUACAGAACCGGUUUUGAAAAAGAAUUGUUAAAUCAUAAAGUCAAUGGAAUUAUGAUGGUGUCAGUUCUUAAUAAUCCAUCAAGUGUUGGUUAUCUAGAACUUAAUAGUAACAAUCCAUUUGAUAAACCAAGACUACAUCUAAACUAUUUCGAAAAAUCUGAUGAUUUAUAUAGAAUGAUCAGCUCACUUAAAUUAUGUCGUGAAAUACUUAAGCAGCCACCAUUGAGUACUGUUUAUAAUGUUAAGGAAAUUGGGAUUAAUGAUGAAUAUGGACAAUGGAGUACUAACGGGGAUGAUAUUAGUGAUGAGGAUUGGGAAAAGUUUGUUUUGGAAAGGGCAGGUACGACGUUUCAUUCAAGUGGAAUAGUAAAAAUGGCCCCAGAAUCUAAAGAUGGAGUAGUCAAUCAUCGACUUCAAGUUUAUGGCACGAAAAAUCUUAGAGUUGUUGAUGCAUCGAUAUUUCCAUAUAUUCCAAGCGGAAACAUUAAUGCAUCCACAGCUAUGGUUGCUUGGAGAGCAAGUCGGUUAAUUAUUGAAGAUUAUAUGAAAAAG
Molecule: messenger RNA, 977 nt
Organism: Racocetra persica
Lineage: Eukaryota; Fungi; Glomeromycota; Glomeromycetes; Diversisporales; Gigasporaceae
Source: the annotation of a GenBank genome assembly